CGCUAAUGAGACUGCGCAACAUCAUCAUGGGGAGUUAACGUAACGGAGUGACUGUUGAGCGGAUAUUAAUGUCAGUUUUUAUCAUUUGUGAUUUCCUCGAAUUCUAUGCACCGUAGUACUUGUUUUUGGGAGACAUGCGGCGAAGUAAGGCUGAAGUAGAUCGGUACGUGUCGUCAGUGCAGAGUUCCUCUCCUUCACUUAAAGAGAAACCAGUUAAAGGCUUUUUAUUUGCAAAAUUAUACUUUGAAGCAAAGGAAUAUGAGCUAGCCAAAAGACAUGUGUCAGAGUAUCUCAAAGUCCAGGAGAGGGAUCCAAAAGCACACAAAUUCCUUGGACAGCUCUACGAAAGAGAGGGAGACAUCAACAAGGCAGUAGGAUGUUACAAGCGGUCUGUGGACUUGAACCCAGCCCAGAGGGACCUGGUACUGAAGGUGGCUGAGUUAUUGGUCAGUAAGGAGGAGUGUGAUAGCAGAGCAGAGUUCUGGGUAGAAAAAGCUGCCAAGUUGCUUCCAGGAAACCCUGCAGUCUUCAAUCUGAAGGAGCGUUUGUUGAGUCGUCAGGGUCAGCAGGGUUGGAACCGGUUGUUUGACCUCCUUCAAGCAGAGCUGACAGCAAGGCCAUCUGAUGCCCAUGUGAACGUGAAGCUCGUGCAACUUUUUUGUCAAGAUGGUCGACUCGAUGAGGCCGUCAAGCAUUGCCUGGCAGCCGAGAGAAGAGGCAUGCUGCGCCACAGUCUGGACUGGUACACUGUGGUCGUUCACACACUGCAGGAGUAUUUGGCUCAGCCCAGCAUCUCCAGCAAUGAGAAGAUGUGUCGGCGUCUCCAGAGGGAGCUGCUGUUGGCCCACUGCAGCCUGCUAAGAAUCACACUGUCUGGAAGCAGUGUGCAGUCGAGCCUUGACGCCCUGAAAAAUUUUGACCAAGCUAUGCAUACACUGAGCAGCGUUGCAGGUCGCCACACAGAUGACUUGUGUGAAGUGUUUGUGGAGAUGAGGGGUCACCUCUACCUGCAUGCCGCCACGCUGCUGUUGAAGUUGGCUCAGGAUCGCCAACAAACCUGGAGGGCCGUUGUUGACCUGACAGCGCUGUGCUACCUGCUGGCAUACCAGGCCCCAAGACCAAAGGCUAAAAUAACCAAAAGAGACCAAACAGCCCCACAGCUUCUGGAGCUGCUGGCCAACGACAGGCAGAGUCAGGCUGGCCACAUGCUGCUCAAUCUCAGCACGGACACAUCCACGUUGAUUCGUGAGGUGGUGGAAGCAUUUGGGAAUCGUAGUGGACAGGAUUCUCUGUUUGAACUCCUGUUUGGACCACAGGCUUCUACGGGAUCUUCCUUUAUCGCAAAUGAUGACAUCCGUUCCAUUAACGCCAUGGCUCCGGACUUGUCUCAGCUCGCCAAGUGUGAUGCUGGCUCCAUCCUGCUGCACAGUGGUGACCUACAGCAUCUGAGCUGGUUGGGUCUGCAGUGGACCCUUCUGGCCCAAAGACCAGCCAUGCGGGACUGGCUACAGCAGCUCUUUCCUCGGCUUACCCUGGAAACUUCUAAAUUAGACACAAAUGCACCAGAGUCCAUCUGCUUGCUUGACUUGGAGGUGUUUGUACACGGUGUGGUUUUCUGUAGCCAUUGUCAGCUCCAGGAGACGGCGAAAAUCAGCAGUGGAGUGAACCAGCAGCAACAGCAGCUGUAUGAGCCUCGCUGUCUUCCUCUUCCUCUCCUUCGUCUUUUGACCACUGAAAGGCAGAGGGAGUGGUGGGAUGCCAUCUACAGUCUCAUUCACAAACGAACUGCGCCCGGCAUGUCGGCCAAACUGCGAAUGAUUGUACAACAUGGACUGAACACUCUGAGGGCUGGAGAGAAACAUGGACUCCAACCAGCCCUCGCCAUCCACUGGGCCCAAAGUCUCAGCCAGACGGGUGAUGGAGUAAACUCAUACUACGACCAGAAGGAGUACAUCGGCCGCAGUGUCCACUACUGGAAGGUUGUCCUCCCACUUUUGGACAGAAUCAAAAACAGACGCAGCAUACCUGAACCCCUCGACCCCCUCUUCAUACACUUUCCUUCCAAAGAUAUUCAGAUCUCAUCAGUGAAGGGCUAUGAAGAGGAAGCCAAAAUAGCAUAUGCAGUGCUCCUUGACAUUGAAGGCAAGACAGAGGAAGCCAUCGCCACCUUGGAAACCAUCCAUAACAUGUCAUCCAUCUGGCAUUUGGCUCAGAUUUAUCAGCGGUUGUCAGAGGAGGCCACCAAUGGGGUUGAGGAGACGCAAGACAGAUGCAUUACUUUUCUGAGGAAGUUCAGGACUUACUUGUCCAAGAUCUACAGUGCUAAUGCAGACGACAUUGACAAACUGCCAGUGUCUAUGGAGGAAGUCGUGGACCUCCUCAAUGAUGUAAACCAGCAGCUCGGGGAGAGCGGGGAAGCCAUGGAUGAAGAGGAGGAGAAGGAAGACGAGGGUCGAGGAGGACCAACCCACUCAAGUCCUGCUCAUCCCACAGACAUCUCUGCCACCAUAUCUCACAUAAAGUUUACCUCGCCCUCUCCUAACAAAAGCAUCGUAUCUCCAUCCAAAAGACACCUGAUUUCUCCUAAGACGCCACCUCAUUGGGUGGAGGACCAGAAAAGUCUACUGCAGAUGUUGUGUCAACAAGUUGAAGCUCUCAAGAAUGAAGUUCAUGAUCUGCGGCACAACUCUUCAGCCAACGCAGGCUCCCCUCAUCACAAGAUGUACGGGGAGAGUUAUGGAGCUGAGGGUCUUCAGGAGCCUUUUACACCGGUCCAGUCCUACCACGGGGCCCCCCUAACAGUUGCCACCACAGGCCCUUCUGUCUAUUACAACCAGUCUCCUGCUUACAACUCUCAGUAUCUCUUGCGUACAGCAGCAAAUGUAACCCCCACCAAGGGUCCCAUGUACAGUAUGAACCGUAUGCCACCUCAGCAGCAUAUGUAUGCAUACCAGCAGCCCACUCAUACACCACCACUGCAAACAGCCCCCGCCUGCAUUUACCCUCCUCAAGAACAAGUCUUUGGUGGCCCUCUUCGGUUUGAAUCACCAGCCACUAGUCUUCUAUCCCCAUACAGUGAAGAAUAUUACAGUCAAAGUGUCACACAGCAAACCACUAAUCCUUCCUUACCCGAACCUGGCUACUUCACCAAACCAUCUGUAGUUCCUGUUCAGCCACCAAAGAGCAUAGAGGGGAAGCCUGUGGACUUCGGAAAGCUCUCCUUCAGUCAACAGGCACCUGCUGAAGUCCCUAAAGUGCCUAGUUUUGGAGCAGGGACAGUUCCCCAGUCUACACCUUCAGCUGCUUUUAAGUUCAACUCAAACUUUAAAUCUAAUGAUGGAGACUUUACCUUCUCUUCAUCUCAGACCAAACACAGCGAAAGUCUGCUCGGUCUUCUUACUUCAGACAUUCCCAUUAAAACAGACGCUGUUCCAGAGAAGCCUCCAGCACAGGAGCAGCCCCCUACUCAAACAGGCAUCUUCACCUUUGGUAAUAAAAACACUACUGGCUUCUCUUUUGCUGAUUCAGCUCAAAGCACAAGCACUGGAGGUCUGUUUGGAAAUGUAGAGCAGCCUUUUAAAUUUGGGGAUGUUACCAAGCCUGUGUUUGGAGUGGCCAAGCUGGCAGCUGAAGAAGAAAAGGCACCAGAGAGUGACAAUGACAGUACUCAUGCCGAAGAGGAUGAGGACGGUCCUCAUUUUGAACCUAUUGUACCACUUCCUGAUAAAGUAGAUGUAAAAACAGGUGAGGAAGAGGAGGAGGAGAUGUUUUGCAAUAGGGCAAAGCUGUAUCGGUUUGAUGCAGAGACAAAAGAGUGGAAGGAGCGAGGCAUCGGUAAUGUUAAAAUCCUAAAACACAGCACGAAAGGAAAGGUCCGGCUCUUAAUGAGAAGAGAACAGGUACUUAAGAUCUGUGCCAAUCAUUACAUCACUACUGAUAUGCUACUGAAACCGAAUUCUGGCUCUGACAAAUCCUGGGUGUGGAAUGCUAUUGAUUAUGCAGAUGAAGAGCCUAAGCCAGAGCAGCUGGCCAUUCGCUUCAAAACUGUAGAUGAGGCAUCACUCUUCAAAGCCAAAUUUGAGGAAGCUCAGAAAAUUUUGUUCAAAUUAGAUGACAAGCAUGACCAACAGGACAAGAAAGAUGAAGGCCUAAAGGCGUCUGAACCGCUGGCAUCACUGGCAGCUCAGUUUGCACUGAAAGAAGGGGAAUGGGAGUGCAGCGUUUGCUGUAUAAGAAAUAAACCCACAAGUACACAGUGUGUUGCUUGUCAAACUGCAAAUCCCAAUUCCUCAUCAAAACCAGACACUCAGGCUCCUGUUGAAACCAAAAGCAGUCCCUUUACUUUCAAAUUUGGCACUGAUGCAUCAAAAUCCAGUAGUUCAGGUCCUACUUUUACUGGAUUUGGUGCAUUCGGAGCUUCUAUACCAUCUUCAUUUACAUUUGGUACAAGCUCUUCAAAACCAGCAGACACUGCAACCAGUGCGUUUGGUUCUGGCUUUGGAGCUCAGUUUGGCAAGAAGCCAGAGCAGUGGAGCUGUGGCACGUGUUCUGUGAAAAAUGAUGCCUCUGCUGACAGUUGUGUUUCUUGUAAGACACAGAAAGUCUCAACUGAAACAGCUGCCACAGCACCAACACCACCACCUGUAGUGAAACCUUCAGUUUCUGUUGCCGACUCUGACUUCAGUGCACAGUUCAGCAAAAAGCCUGGACAGUGGGACUGUAAUACAUGUGACGUAAGAAAUGAAGCUUCCUCUGCCAGAUGUGUUGCAUGUGGAACUCCCAGUCCUGCUUCUAAAUCAACUGAGGGGGCCUCAGUGACAUCAAAUCUGCAAACAGUGUCUGGAUUUGGGGCUGAUUUUGCAAAGAAGGAUGGACAGUGGGACUGCAAUAGUUGCCUUGUCAGAAACAACGCAUCAGCCACUGAAUGCGUUUCCUGUCAUACCCCCAACAGCAACCCCUCUUUAGAAGCCAUGUUUUCCAAAAAGGAUGGAGAAUGGGAUUGUGACACAUGUCUACUGAGAAAUGAUGCAACAGCCAUAAAGUGUGUGGCCUGUCAGAGUCCAAAUCCCAAUGCAAAAAGCACAACCAGCACUGCUGCUCCCUCAGCCUCUAACUUCAGCUUUACUUUUGGAUCAAAGACAUCAUCAAGCCAGCCUACCGGAACUGGAUUUACAAUGCCUUUUGGAGCAUCCGGCGCUUUCCAGUUUGGUCAAAGCAAAGAGAAAAGCUCUGUUUCUUCCUUUAAGUUUGAACCUUCUGAGUCUGGAUCUAGUACUACAACUACUUCAGGCUUUUCUUUCUCUAUGCCUAUUCCAGCUGGAGGCUUCAAGUUUGGCAUUCAAGACACUGAAAAAGACACUCCCUCAACUGAUAGCCCAACACCUCCAUCAGGGUCAGCCUCCAGUUUUCUGAAAAGCAUAGCUGACAAACACAAAGAAAAAGAAAAUGUUAUAACACCCACAGAGAGUGAAACAGAGAAAGAUCAAAAUCCAUUAAUCAGUGGAAAAGCAAAUACAUUCAGUUUUGCAGAUCUGGCAAAGACCUCUGGAGAUUUCCAGUUUGGUGCUAAUGACCCUGAUUUCAAAGGUUUCUCUGGGGCUGGUGACCAGUUGUUCUCAUCAUUCCAGUCAACUCCCACCAAAGCAGAAGCCACAAAUGAAGCGGAGGAUGACGGCAUGUAUAAAACGGAGGAAAAUGAUGAUAUCCAGUUUGAACCAGUUGUCCAGAUGCCCGAAAAGGUUGACCUGGUGACAGGGGAGGAGGACGAACAGGUUCUGUACUCUCAGCGUGUUAAACUGUUCAGAUUUGACUCCAGCACCAGUCAGUGGAAAGAGCGGGGUGUAGGAAUCCUUAAGUUUCUCAAAAACAAUGCUAACGGGAGGCUGAGAGUGCUCAUGAGAAGAGAACAAGUACUUAAGGUUUGCGCCAACCACUGGAUCACAACCACCAUGAAUCUUAAGCCUCUUGCGGGCUCUGACAAGGCAUGGAUUUGGAUGGCUAAUGAUUUUUCUGACGGAGAUGCCAAGCUCGAGCAGCUGGCAGCCAAGUUUAAAACCCCAGAGCUUGCUGAGGAGUUUAAGGUGAAGUUUGAAGAGUGCCAGAGACUUCUCCUCGACAUCCCUCUUCAAACCCCACAUAAGCUCGUCGACACAGGCAGAACAGCACAUCUGAUUCAGAAAGCAGAAGAAAUGAAGUCUGGUUUAAAAGACCUGAAAUUCUUUUUGACAGAUGAGAAAACUAAGCUCAAAGAUGACGACAGUAAGGGAGACAUUACAGCGUCUAGUGAUGUUUCAAGUCUUGUAAUCAAGCAACAUGCUGAAACCACAGGCCCCACCUUAGAGUGGGAUAACUAUGACCUAAGAGAAGAGGCUUUAGAUGAUACUGCUGACACAUCAGUCUAUGCCUCUCCCAUUGCCAGCAGCCCCUUGAGAAAGAACCUCUUCCGCUUUGGGGAAUCCACUGGUGGUUUCAGCUUCAGCUUCCAACCUGGCAUUAGUCCUGCAAAGUCUCCUGCUAAGCUUAACCAAAGCAGAGCUUCAGUGGGUACCGAUGAUGAGCAGGAUGUAACUCAGGAUGAAGAGCGGGAUGGCCAGUACUUUGAACCUGUGGUCCCGCUGCCUGACCUAGUUGAGACUUCCACAGGAGAGGAAAAUGAGCAGGUGGUCUUUAGUCAUAGAGCUAAACUGUAUCGCUAUGACAAGGAAGUGAGCCAGUGGAAGGAGAGGGGUAUUGGAGACCUCAAAAUCUUGCAGAAUUAUGACACAAAACGUGUACGAUUAAUUAUGAGGAGAGACCAGGUACUUAAGAUCUGUGCCAACCACUGGAUCACCACAGCCAUGAAGCUGGAGCCUAUGAAGGGUGCUGAGAAGGCCUGGGUGUGGAGUGCCCUGGACUUUGCUGAAGGAAGUGAGGGUAACAUUGAGCAGCUGGCUGUGAGGUUCAAGCUCCAGGACACUGCAAACACAUUCAAACAAGUCUUUGAAGAGGCAAAGGAAGCACAAGGAAAAGAGGAACUGAUGACUCCUGUAGCUGAGAGGGUUGCCACAUCUCCAGACAGUGGACCUUCAGCAUCUGCAAAGACUUCUACUGCAGUUUGUGGGAAGGCAGCCAUCGCUGUUCUGGAGGAGACCACCAAGGAACGUACAGACCUUUCCCCAGCCAGCAAAACAUCUCUAGCUGGGUCUCAGAGUCCUGUGAACCCGUCCAAGACAGUAGUGUCGCCACCCAAGUUCGUCUUUGGCACCGACAGCCUUCAGAAGAUUUUUGGCACUCAUAAAUCGCAGUCUGGCACAGAGAGUUCUCCCUCCACCUUCAAAGCCAAAGAUUCUGGACAUCCUGCUGUAGCUUCACCUACAAUGCCUGCUUUCAAAAUACCAGAGAAAGUAUCGCCUGGGGCAGAAGGUGGCAGCACAGGGUCAGAUGAGGACUCUGACGUGGAGAUCGUGUACGUCAGGGAACCCACUGCAGAGCAGGCUGCUUUAGCAAGGAAACUCCUGCUGCCUCUCACCUUCUUCUGCUACCAGAAUGAACCAGGCUAUGUCAGCGAUGAUGCACCUGAUGAUGAGGACUAUGAGUUAGCAGUGAAAGCUUUAAAUGGAAAGCUCUACCCUGAUCCUCCUCAGAAAAAGGCUGCAGCAUGUGGUGAUGAGUCAGACUGCCAAGUGGUGUGGGAGAAGAAGCCAACACCAGAGGAGGAGGAGAAGGCCAAAAGCCUCCAGCUGCCUCCCACCUUUUUCUGUGGCUUGAGCACCACAGACAGCGACACAGACCACGACAAGUGUGAGGACUUUGAGACAGAAGUCCGCAAAGCACAGAAAGAUCUGGAUUCUCAGUUGAAUGAAGCGUCCUGCAGCGAAGCUGAAGCCUCAGAAGAGCCAGUGGUAGAGCCAGCAUUAGACCCGGCUCCCAGCAGCUCAGAGGCCCCGGUCAGCUCAUCUGCACCAGAAGAGCAGACCCCAGACCAGACAACAGAAACCCAGAGCCAGACUGUAAGCAGCAGCAGCAGCACUCCUAUUGACCUGUCGACUAAGAAGAGCCCAGAACCAGAGGCCAACACUGGGACUGUAACUUCAACUAGUCAAGACACCUUUGGAUUCAACACAUUAGGAGGCUUCUCUUUUGCUGACUUGGCCAAAAACACAGAGGGAUUUGCAUUUGGAUCGAAAGAUUCCAACUUUUCAUGGGCAAAUGCAGGAGCAACUGUAUUUGGAUCUGCUGUAUCCAAAAACAAUGGUGAUGAGGAAGGAAGUGAUGAAGAGGACGCAGCUAAUAACGUAGACAUUCACUUUGAGCCAAUUGUUUCACUACCAGAGGUGGAAACAAAGUCUGGAGAGGAAGAUGAGGAAAUCCUGUUCAAAGAGCGCACCAAACUGUACCGAUGGGACCGAGACCUGGGCCAGUGGAAGGAACGAGGCAUCGGUGACAUCAAGAUCCUCUUCCAUCCAACCAAGCGCUUCUACCGGAUCCUGAUGAGAAGAGAGCAGGUUCUGAGGGUUUGUGCCAACCACACAAUCACACAGGUGAUGGAACUAAAACCCAUGAACGCCUCGGCUAACGCUCUGGUCUGGACCGCCACUGACUACUCAGAUGGCGAUGGUGUAGUGGAGCAGCUGGCAGCUAAGUUCAAAACCCCUGAGAUAGCAGAAUCCUUCAAGAAAACCUUCUGCGAAUGUCAGAGCCGUCUAGGCCAAAGUGGCGACGAUCCCUCGUGUAUAACCUCACCACAGAUGUCCAGAGUUCAAGAGCACUCCAGAGACUCUAACCCACUGGUGUUCCUCAAAGUGGAAGCCAACAGCGAACCACUUGGCACCAUCACCAUCGAGCUUUUCUCUCAUAUCGUCCCCAAAACUGCCGAGAACUUCAGGGCUCUCUGCACCGGCGAGAAAGGCUUCGGCCUGCGGGACUCCAUCUUCCACAGGGUCAUACCUGAUUUCAUGUGUCAGGGCGGUGACAUAACUAAGAGCGACGGCACGGGAGGCAAAUCGAUCUACGGCGCCAAGUUCGAAGAUGAGAACUUUGAUGUGCGUCACACGGGCCCGGGUAUUUUGUCGAUGGCCAACCGUGGGCGCGACACCAACAACUCGCAGUUCUUCAUCACCUUAAAGAAAGCGGAACACCUGGACUUCAAACACGUGGCCUUUGGCUGGGUCCGAGAGGGCAUGGACGUGGUGCAAAAGAUGGGAGAGCUGGGCACAAAGGGAGGCGCACCGGAAAAGAAACUAGUCAUAACAGACUGUGGUCAACUCUAGCUCUUUAAACGCUGACAUCCGAACGCACAGCUAGGGUUAGGUUAUAAUGUCAAGGUUAUUUAAGAGAUAAAAAAAAAAAAAAACACUUUGGAUAAUGAUGUUUUUUCCCUGUGUAGUGCAAACCCUCCAAAAAAAACUGAAUCCAUAGUCAUUAAGCUUCCUGAAAUUUAGCACAGACCGUCACACACCUGGUCCACACCCCCGAUAAGAUAAACCUGACUCCAGAAGCGUAGAAUUCACUACUAUUUUUGCGAACAUAUGCAGUCUCAAACCAGAAAUUCAGUGUAGGAAGCAGGAGUAUGCCUUUGGAGCAAAUAUCAUGUAAUUGCGCUCUUGUUGCACUUGCAUCUUUAUCAUCGUCUGUUAAUAAUUUCUCUUAAAAUGUGUUUAUUUUGUGUGUAUAAUUGUACAUGGACUUCUUUUUUUUUUAAUGUCUGUAUUUUUGUUCAUUUCUCUAGCAUGUCCUCAGUUGAAUGUGCUGAUUCUCUUUCUACGCUCCACUUGGGUAUUCCUUCUCUUUUUGAAUAAGUCUUAAUUGAAAAGUGAGGUUGUCCUUGAAAAGCACCUGUUAACCAUAUCCACAUCUUCAAUUUGUGCCUGAGUGUACCUUUUACUCUAGGUGUGCCCUGGUCGGUUUGCUUUGUGUAACUGGAUUUCACCGUGUUCUGAAGAUAAUUGGACUUCCAUUUGCUCACAUUAACUUGAGUCAUCUCACUGUUUUGACCAGUGGUUUGGGUUUUCCAAGACCCAUUCCUGUUUAAGACGAUCACAAUUACAAUUGAAAUGGUGCUUGUUGUACCAAAAUAAAUGCUGAUAAAGGUUAAAUAAAAUUGCUUUACAAGUAA
Messenger RNA from Sphaeramia orbicularis (orbiculate cardinalfish), 10093 nucleotides. RefSeq names its product RAN binding protein 2 (gene ranbp2). Gene Ontology annotation, biological process: protein peptidyl-prolyl isomerization; intracellular transport. The transcript is spliced from 29 exons. Lineage: Eukaryota; Metazoa; Chordata; Actinopteri; Kurtiformes; Apogonidae. The record is from RefSeq and is a predicted model, not a curated record. The coding region runs from base 135 to 9248 and encodes 3037 amino acids. Gene Ontology annotation, molecular function: GTPase activator activity; protein binding; peptidyl-prolyl cis-trans isomerase activity. Gene Ontology annotation, cellular component: cytoplasm; nuclear pore.